This is a messenger RNA of Seminavis robusta, 1626 nucleotides long. The record is from the annotation of a GenBank genome assembly. NCBI's taxonomy places the organism in Eukaryota, Bacillariophyta, Bacillariophyceae, Naviculales, Naviculaceae.
AUGACGAAAUCGAACAACGAGCCGCCUCAGGGCGGCAGUGAAGCCGCCCUGGACAUGUCUUCUUCUGAGAACAAUCAUCUGAAUCUGCUCAAGAUUGUGGAAAAGCGGAUUCAGGAUGGUCAGCAGCACCAAGUGGAGAAAGCCAAGGAGCAAAAGGAAGAAGAAUCCGAGAGAGGAGCUGGGUUGGAUUGUCUCGAUUCCUUGACUCUGCGAAAGGUCGUUGAAGCUCGAAUCGGUUUACCAGUAUCCAAUGGCACUAACUCGUACCUGACCGAGGAACAGUUACUGGCAAAGGUGGCUGCAGGAACAUCUGGCAAGAAGAACACAAGCAGUCCACCCGAUACUUCUACUAGUAGUUCUAUUGCUAGAACUACUAGAACCAGUAGGAGCGGUACAGGUACAGACGCUGCAUCCCAACCAUCUCAGUGCCCAGGAGCCUUCUUGGCAGCACCCGGACAAGCACCCGUCCGAAACCAAGAACUACGAAAAUCCCUCUUGGGACGAGAGUCCAAUCGAGACUCAUCAGCCAGGGCAUCCUCGUCGGCUGCCCUCAGUGUCGCCACACCCGUCGAUGAUGGAAGUUGCAUGUUCCCACUGCCAGUCGCACAAGAGUACGACGCGGAACGUCAGCCACGGCAUCAAACACCCAAGAACGAAACGACACCCGCUCAAGAACGCAGAAAUGUGAUUUUUGCUCUGGUUAUUACCUUUGUCGUGGGGCUCGCGGCGUUCCUUGUCGUAUUUCUGCUCCUUCACAGAGAAAAUGAUACCACCACAGCUACAACCCCCGAGAUUUCCUCCGCUUCAGCAUCCAACACCAUUGCUGAACCAGCCAUUACCAUAUUGUCACCCAAAGAGCACAUUUUGCAAUUCCUGCCCGCCUCCACCAUUCGAGAAAUUGAGCUACAUCCCGACACGGCACCCCAGGCCAAGGCAUUGCAAUGGAUGCUGAAGGAUCCCUACUACUAUCACUACAACCAUACCUACCAGUAUUCUUCCCAACGAGUGCAACAACGGUUUGCAUUGGCAACCUUGUACUAUUCCACCAAUGGACACAAGUGGUUCAACCAAACCAACUGGCUCCAGUAUGGAACGCACGAAUGUUCGUGGUUCUCGCGUCAUUGGUUUGGAGACGUCGAGCUCUACAUGGCAUCCAGUACCGCUCAUACCUUUACGCUCAUGUACGCCCUGCUGGCAUCUGCCAAUUCCAUUACUGGCAGUAUCCCUUCCGAGUAUGGCUUGUUGACCAGCCUCGUGUAUUCUCUCUUGUCGCAGAAUCGCAUUUCGGGGACUCUGCCCACCGAGCUGGCGGGCAUGUCGGCCCUGGAAUGGUUUUAUCUCUACAGCAAUCAAGCAACAGGCACCAUCCCUCCCGCGUUUUUGGCCGGUCAUGGAUCUUCGCUGCAACUCCUCAACCUGUACGGCAAUCAACUGACGGGCCCCUUGCCGAGCGAAAUCGGAUUGAUGUCCAAUAACAUGGCCUUGUUGGCAUUGUCGGACAAUCAAAUGUCCAGUACGGUGCCAACCGAGUUGGGCUUGCUCACGGAGAUUGUCUCUGGCCUGUCGAUGAAUCGCAACAAUCUUCAGGGAACCAUUCGACAGAGCUCGGUAAUCUUCGCAACCUGA